Molecule: messenger RNA, 3755 nt
Organism: Lytechinus pictus (painted urchin)
Lineage: Eukaryota; Metazoa; Echinodermata; Echinoidea; Temnopleuroida; Toxopneustidae
Product: serine/threonine-protein phosphatase 6 catalytic subunit
Exons: 7
Coding region: 156-839 (227 amino acids)
Biological process (GO): G1/S transition of mitotic cell cycle
Cellular component (GO): cytoplasm
Molecular function (GO): protein serine/threonine phosphatase activity
Source: RefSeq, a predicted model, not a curated record
UGUGUGAUGUGGUAUGUGACCUGCAGUUAGAGGAAUGCAACGUUCAACCGGUAUCAACUCCAGUUACAGUGUGUGGGGAUAUACAUGGACAGUUUUAUGACUUGGAAGAGCUUUUCAGGACUGGUGGUCAGAUCCCAGAUACAAGUUAUAUUUUCAUGGGUGACUUUGUAGACCGAGGUUAUUACAGCUUAGAGACAUUCACUAGGUUACUCACACUAAAAGCAAAAUGGCCAGACCGUAUUGUUCUGUUGAGAGGGAAUCAUGAAAGCAGACAAAUUACACAAGUCUAUGGAUUCUAUGAUGAAUGUCAGACGAAAUAUGGAAAUGCUAAUGCAUGGAGGUACUGCACCAAAGUCUUUGAUCUUCUCACAAUCGCUGCAAUCAUUGAUGAGCAGGUUCUGUGUGUACAUGGAGGUCUGUCACCAGAUGUCAAGACCAUCGAUCAAAUCAGAAUGAUAGAACGAGCUCAGGAAAUACCUCAUAAAGGAGCAUUCUGUGAUCUCGUCUGGUCAGACCCCGACAAUGUGGAAACGUGGGCCAUAAGUCCGAGGGGGGCAGGCUGGCUGUUUGGUUCAAAGGUUACAAAUGAGUUUGUUCACAUCAACAACCUGAAGCUAAUAUGUCGAGCUCACCAGCUUGUGCAAGAAGGAUACAAGUACAUGUUUGACGACAAGCUAGUAACAGUGUGGAGUGCCCCCAACUAUUGCUACCGCUGCGGAAACAUCGCAUCGAUACUCGCGUUCAACGACGCCACCACCCGAGAAGCCAAACUAUUCCGUAAUGUUCCCGAUAGUGAACGUGUGAUUCCGGCUAGGACGACAACGCCGUAUUUCCUCUGAUCCUAUACUAAUCACAUAAAGACUGUCUGAACCAGAGAAUGUUGCAUAUUUCACAUCAUCUUUGGAAUUAAAUACAAAAUCACCUGCACAUAUAAUUGUGGGUGGAUCGGCUCCUUAUUCCCCUCAAUAAAUUAGUAAUGUACUUUGCUCGAAUGCAUGUGGUGUCAAACUUCAUAGUAAAACUGCAAAUGAAUUAAUUUAUAUUUUGGUCUUUCUUAACCAUCAAUUUGAUAAGGAAUUAAAACUAUGCUUCUGUGUAUUUUUAGAUAUAGACUUGAUGAAGAAUUGUAUGUAAAAGAAACAGGUACCUGUAUGUAGAUAAUGAGAAAAAAUUGCCUUUUUAGAACUGGAUGGAAUAAAGGAUAUUAAGUUCAGGUGUGGAUUCAUUUUUUUUUAAUUAAGAAAGGAUGAAUAUUUGUUGGUGUAAAUCUUCUCAUUUGAAUACAUCUUGAUGAUGUUCAUUCACACAUUUCACAUUUUCAGUGUCUGCUUUUCGCUUUUUAUGUUUACCAAGAAGUAUUUAUGAAAAUCGCUGUUUUCUGUUAUUCCGUCUCUCCCAUUCAAUCACCAGUAUAUCACUAUUUAUGAAUUUUUAACAUUAUCUUUGAUACUGUUUUUAGUGCCAGAUUUAAGUGAAUCAGAAUAGUAAGAUGUUUUUAAUGGGCAAUUUCCAUUCGUAAAAAUGUACAUGCAAGGAUGAUCUUAAUAAGCCAUUUCAUUUAGCGAUUAAAUGCUAACCUUUUUGUUACCGGGCCCUAAUUAGAAUCUUGUGUGGAAACUCCCCAGCAUGACCCUCUUGAGGACAACAUCACCUUCAAGAGAAACAAUUCCUAAUUCUAAGAAGAAAUUUUCCCUAUCUCUGUCCGGGGGAAUUGUCUAGAUCGAGUGUAGGUGUGAAAAAUAAUAAUGUUUGUGAUGUCAUGCUUGUAAUGUUUGGUGUAAUUCAUGUGUUUCAUAUUACAUGAGAUGCCUACUUUUCCUUUUGGGUCUGCAUCUUUUCCCUAGAUACCACAUACUGCAAAUGACAAUUUUCACUAAACCAUCAAUCCCAAUCGAAGGCAAGAAUUUGGAUUGGUAAGGAGAACUACAAGUGAGAUUCUAGGAUAAAACUGUGGUGUCGAUUGUUUUUGUCGUCACUUUGAGAGAGAAACAUGGUGUUUAAUGCGUAGUGUUGAGUACACUCUCGGGAUUGACGCAAAUGAUUGAAGUCACAGUAUGGGCGCAACCGGCAUGCAUGUAUUAAGAAACACAUAUAUUACUCUACCAUACAAGGUCUGGGUCCUCCUUGAUCUGUUAUUUCAAUUCUUGAUUAUUUUUUACUGAGCUUCUUUAUGUAUAUUGUAUAAAUGAAUAGUGAAGAGAUAUCAGUUAUAAUGUAUCUGUGUCUCUUAAUUAUUUUGUAAAUGACUGUAAAUAAUAUUGUGUAGUGCAUGUUCUUAAAUUAAAAAAAAAAUGUAAAUGGAUAAAGAUCCACUGAGUGUUUCUAGUACACCAAAAGACUAUUAAUGUUCUCUUUAAGGCUGACAUUGGGCUUUAGGCUGGCCUCAAGGACAAUUAUGUCGCAUUGACAUUGUCCUUGACCUCUGGCAGUCAGUCCUUGGCUUUGGUUUUCAGGCCUGGUGCAUAACACUGACCGAAACCCAAUAUUUACCCCCUCCCCCGAAAACAAAAACAUAAAAUCAUGUACUUGUAGAUGAAAAUGCAGCUUGUAACCCCUACCAUGUCAUUGCGAUAAAUCUUGACACAGUAUUUGAGUUUUGAAUACAUUUUAAUCUUUGUAAUGUCAGAAUUGCUUGAAAGUUUUCCAUCAUUUAGACCCCAUAUUGUCAAUGUUAUAUUGCAUGUGAUAUAUUUUCCCAAUUUCAGUCAUUGUUAGCCAAAAAGCUAAUCUAUAUCUAUUGGGGAAAUGCAUUACUUUAAUCAUCUUUAAAUAUUUAUGUGAUAAGUUAUAAAGCUAUCUGAAAACCUUAACCACUUUAUUUUUAAAGCAUCUUCAAAUGUCUAUCCGUUUGUUUUUAAAAGUGUGUGUAUUUCCAUUUCAUGUCUAUUUGACAUUAUUUUUAUGUUUUGAUUCAAAGCCAAUAUUUGUUUUAUAUUUGUGUUGAUUUUAGAUCAGUGAGAUGAUGAAGAGUCAUUUCAAGUUGAAUCAAUUUAUGAUCAGUAUUAGAUUCUUCAAAAGGGCAACAUCCUGUCAUUUCCAAACACCUAAUUUAUUGUGUAAGAAUGCUUUAUUAAUUCUCAAAUAAUAAUUAAAAAAAAGCUUAACAAAAAAUAUUCUCUUGAGGUUUGUGGAAGUUGAUAAAUAUCCACCCCCCCCCCAAAAAAAAAAUACAAACAGGGGUGUGGGAGUUCAGAUUUGUAGCUGAAUUCAGAUUUUUUUUUUUCAAUUUCAGCUUAUUUUUGGCUCUCCACUACAAAAAGUAUGGGAGUUCUUUGUAUUUCAGACUUUUUCAACACUCUUUCUUCAGGUUUUUUUUCCAGAUCCUGUUUUUUUUUUUGGGGGGGGGGAGUGGUAUCCACUCACACCCCUGUACAAACUAUUAAAAUGAUGGAUUGAAAAACAUUUAUUUGAUUUUGCCAUUCUGUUGCCAAUUUGAAAACAAAAUCAAUGAAAGCUCAUGUGAUGGAUAAAAAAAGGGUGGGGGUGUCUUGUUGAGCCAAAUUUUGUCCUUGCAUAGUAUUAAAUUUAGGGAUCUAAAAAGUCAGAAUUUAUGCAAACUUUUGAAGCUAUAUUAUGUACAUGUACUUGGCAUGUGGUCACAUUACAGGAGUGAGGUGUGUAUACUGCAUUACCAAAGAGCUUUGUAGUUAAUAACAAAAAUGUAUCAAGUUUAUGUGUAUAAGUCAAAGCCAUAUCAUAUAAGUGAAGUUGCUGAAUCCAUAUCAUAUGAAAGUGAAGUUAUGAUAACCAUGUCA